GUUUUCCCCUGUUUUUUUUCGCCCUCCACUUCAAAACCGCUGUCGGCGGUAAGUUGUGCCACAUUGUAGCUCCGCUGCAGAUCCACAGAUGCCGCUUUGACGCUCCGCAGACGUGAAAACACUCAGAGGCGAUGAACAGGAUCAUUAAGAUGGCUGGCGGUGCAGCUCACACUUGUGGAAUAUUCCUGGAUUACAGCAGAAAGACUUCUUUAGUCCUGUGGGACUAGAAGCAGCUUUGUGGGUGACCGUCUUUCUCUGUGAACAGCCUGCAGAUUUCAUUCCUGUAACACAUUUCGCUGAGAUGAAUUUCUUCUACGUCGUUAUUGAAGUAAUAAUUGCUGUUCUCUCAAUAUCCGGCAACAUACUGGUUUGCUGGGCAGUCGCGAUCAACAGCACUUUGAAGAACGCCACCAACUACUUUCUGGUGUCUCUGGCUGUGGCUGAUAUUCUGGUCGGUUGCCUCGCCAUCCCCUUUGCCAUAACCAUCAGCCUCGGCAUACGUCUGGACUUCUAUGGAUGCCUCUUUCUGGCAUGUUUUGUUUUGGUACUGACUCAAAGCUCCAUCUUCAGUCUUCUCGCUAUUGCAACUGAUAGAUAUCUGGCCGUCAAAAUUCCUCUGAGGUACAAUGAGUUGAUGACGGGAAAGACUGCCAGAGAGAUCAUCGCAAUGUUAUGGAUCCUCUCCUUUGUCAUUGGCCUCAUCCCCUUUUUUGGCUGGAACUUGAAGUAUUCGAAUUGCAAGAACAGCAGCUCUGUUGUAGACAACACUACAGACACUGACCUCGGGGAAGGGCUGAGGGGCGGAGCAGACUUAAUACAGAGCUGCGAGCUCCAGUGCUUCUUUGAGAGCGUGGUGGACAUGCAGUACAUGGUCUACUUUAAUUUCUUCGUCUGUGUGCUGCCGCCGCUGCUCAUCAUGCUGGGCAUCUACCUGAAGAUCUUCACCGUGGCCAGGAAGCAGCUGAGACAGAUCGAGCUCAAGUGCGUGGGCAACGGGGACAGCCAUCACCACAGCCUGUUGCAGAAGGAGAUCCGGGCUGCCAAAUCCCUCUCCAUCAUUGUGGGACUGUUCGCCAUCUGCUGGCUGCCCGUCCACAUCCUCAACUGCCUCACGUUGUUUUACGGUGAGCUAAAGAAGCCAGAGUUUGUCAUGUAUGUGGCCAUCAUUCUGUCUCAUGCCAACUCCGCAGUCAACCCCAUCAUCUACGCUUACCGCAUCCAGGACUUCAGGAACACCUUCCGCAAGAUCCUGGCCCAACACUUCCUGUGCCGCAGGGAGGAGCUGUACCUCAGCUCCAAUGGAAGCAGACGCAAUAGAGACCAGAUCCACAUGACCAUUGACCCUCUGCUAUAGAGUCAUGACAGAGGACAAAGUAUUAUCUGUCAACUCUAUUGUCUCACUCUUGAAUUUUAUUUUCACUGAGGUUUAUAAUGUUUACAGAGGGUGUGAUAGUGAAGAUGAACAGAUGUUAUUUAAGAACUGUGCUGAGUAUCAGGGGUCGAGCGGUGAAAAGUUAAAUGGCGAGUCUUAUGUAACUUUUGUAUCGUGAAGGAUUUUUUUAUUUAAACAAAAAAAAAUGUUGAAGCUAACUGGAUUUGUAGGACUGUGAACAGGAUCUAAACUUUGCUACAUUCUAAAAUCCUCUUCGUCAUUCUGAAUCCACCCUGUUACAACUCCAAACACUCCUUUUUUCUGCCAAGCUAUUUUAUAUUGUCAACAUUCAGUACCAGUGUUUAUUAAUUUAUUUAUUACAAGACCUUAUCUUUGAGAAUGUAAAGAUCAAAAAACUUUUGUGUGGCUAGAUCUGUACUUGUGGACCCUGAGAGGUACAAUAGUAUUAGUCUACAUCUGUGGUUAUUUUUGGCCCGUGACCCUUUGAAAUGAACUCAUAAUGAUGCUUAUCACAGGCUCAAUAAUACAGUAAGAAGUUCAGGUUUUCUUUAUUAAUACCUUUUGUGCAGCCUAACAGCCGACGUUCUCGAGCUGCUGCUUCAUCUAAAUGCCAGCGUUUGCAGGUGUUCUGUCGCUGCACUAAUGAAUCCUCCAAAGUUAAUGUGUGCACAGGCAGAGGGACACACUAGUCCAUGUGGGCUCUCAUACAAAUCACAAAUUAGAAGAAAAGGGGGGAACUACAAACAUAAACAAGAAUAUAAAUGCUUUUCCUGUCCCAUGAAUCAUCUCUCAUAUCCUCAGGGGUCACAAAAUUAUCUUGUGACCCCUAUGGCUAAGAGCCAGUGGAAGGGUUUUUGGAGCUAGUGGAUAAACAGCAUGAUCCGAUUUAGUCACACAGACCCAGACAUUAGUAGUUUAGGAAAACACACCUGCGGUGCUGCUGCAUAUCAUUUCCAUGUUAACAAAACAAAAGCUCAGGAAGUGGGAAACUGAUUGUACCCUUUACAAAAGUAUGACAUCUGCAUAGAGCAUUUUCAGCUGCUUUUUUUAAUCAACAAAGUGACAACAUACUUAAAGUAGACAAGCCAAUUUGACUUCAAAUCAAUGCAAUUUACAUGAUUCUUUAUCAUCCAAGCUUCUGGUACACAUGUAUUUAGUGGCUUACAUAAUACAAAGCCCUGUUGCUUUGGUUCAGUUGGAUGCAUAUGAAUGUCCUUUGCCUUAGGAGUUUAGCUGACAACCUCAGACGCAGUCUCAGCUGGGAUCCUCAUCUGCCCCAUUAGUGCAGUCAGUCCUCCACGAGCUGCUCAGUAACCAAGUGAAUUGAGCAAAAAAUAACACAGAGGAUUCAUUUUAAUCAAACAACUGAUUAAUGAGCUCACACUUCUUGAUCAGAUCACUGGUUGAUAGAUAACAAAGUGCAGUAGAACCCACAAAGACAGAAAUAACUUUAAAGAGUGAAAAAGGUAACACUAAUGAAAUAUUUUCUGAGAGGCCAACUUUCUGCACACGACGGUGCACACACACACACACACACAGCAUCACAGUCUGCUGCAGCACCGAGUCUGAUGUGAGAGUACCUGAUGCUUUGCUUCUCUUCUGCAUGGGUGGGAUCAUCAGCAUUGUGAUGCGUGUUCCAGUCGAGCCUCUAAAAGACUGGGGCAGGAGCUGAUAAAUCUCAGAAAAAAGGUCUUGAUGAAUUCAAUCAGAGCAAAGAAGCAUUUUGUUUGGAGCAAUGUGAUUUAUGUGGGGGGUAAAUAAUGAGGGUGAGUUUGGUCACCUGAAAGCCGUCACUACACAAACGAAAACUCAUUGCACUGACAUUUUAGAUUAUUUCCCGUUUGGUGUGUGUCAUUGGUGUUGUUGAUCCCUGUUGUGCUGGUGUUUAACAAGUGUUCUUAAGUUGAGAACUUGACUCCAAUGCUUCUCUAUCUCCUCUCAUUUGCUGUUGUGUCUGGUGUACCACCUCUGACCAACUUCAAGGGCUAAAAUACAGGAGUGUGCCAAAGGUUUAGUACAUUCCGAUGGAGACAUCUACACUGUAACUGCACUGUAACGUUAUUGUCUUUGUUGACUGAUGUGUAAAAAAAUUAAGUACUGUAGGUGUCUGGCUUUCUACAAGCUAUUGAUUGAUGUCCAACUGUUGCCUUCUUCUAUGAUUUUCAAGGUAAAACUGACAUUGACAAGUUGAUCUAGAUCAACAUUCCUGCCUUUCAUUCCGAAGUAUCUGUCAGUGAGCUAUCGUGUUGUUAUUAAUCAGGAAAACAUCCACUGUGGUCAAACUGAUGUUCAGCCUUUCCCAGAGGCCAUUCUUUCUUUCAUUCAACAAAACUACAACCGCGAUACUGCUAUUUAACAUGAUGCAAUCUGUACGUAUGGUGAAUUAUUUUGUUAAUAAAGGCAAUGUUUAUACCGUA
Molecule: messenger RNA, 3810 nt
Organism: Scatophagus argus
Lineage: Eukaryota; Metazoa; Chordata; Actinopteri; Scatophagidae
Gene: adora2b
Product: adenosine A2b receptor
Exons: 3
Coding region: 302-1354 (350 amino acids)
Biological process (GO): vasodilation; adenylate cyclase-activating G protein-coupled receptor signaling pathway; G protein-coupled adenosine receptor signaling pathway
Cellular component (GO): membrane
Molecular function (GO): G protein-coupled adenosine receptor activity
Source: RefSeq, a predicted model, not a curated record